Messenger RNA from Phacochoerus africanus (Common warthog), 1714 nucleotides. RefSeq names its product calponin 2 (gene CNN2). Gene Ontology annotation, molecular function: actin binding. The transcript is spliced from 7 exons. NCBI's taxonomy places the organism in Eukaryota, Metazoa, Chordata, Mammalia, Artiodactyla, Suidae. The coding region runs from base 89 to 1018 and encodes 309 amino acids. Gene Ontology annotation, biological process: actomyosin structure organization. The record is from RefSeq and is a predicted model, not a curated record.
CGGGGCGCGCGGCCCGCGUACCCCGCCGGCGCGCCCGCCUGCCCGUCGGUCCGUCCGUCCCGUCCCGCGGCCGCCGCACCCGCCAGCCAUGAGCUCCACGCAGUUCAACAAGGGGCCCUCGUACGGGCUCUCGGCCGAGGUCAAGAACCGGCUCCUGUCCAAAUACGACCCUCAGAAGGAGGCAGAGCUCCGCAGCUGGAUUGAGGGACUUACUGGCCUGUCCAUUGGCCCCGACUUCCAGAAGGGUCUGAAGGAUGGGAUUAUCUUGUGCACACUCAUGAAUAAGCUGCAGCCGGGCUCAGUCCCCAAGAUCAACCGCUCCAUGCAGAACUGGCACCAGCUAGAAAACCUCUCCAACUUCAUCAAGGCCAUGGUCAGCUAUGGCAUGAACCCCGUGGACCUGUUCGAAGCCAACGACCUGUUUGAGAGUGGGAACAUGACACAGGUGCAAGUGUCUCUUCUCGCCCUGGCUGGGAAGGCCAAGACAAAGGGGCUGCAGAGUGGCGUGGACAUCGGCGUCAAGUACUCGGAGAAGCAGCAGCGGAACUUUGAUGAUGCCACCAUGAAGGCAGGCCAGUGCGUCAUCGGGCUGCAGAUGGGCACCAACAAAUGUGCCAGCCAGUCGGGCAUGACGGCUUAUGGCACCAGAAGGCAUCUGUACGACCCCAAGAACCAUAUCCUGCCCCCCAUGGACCACUCGACCAUCAGCCUCCAGAUGGGCACAAACAAGUGUGCCAGCCAGGUGGGCAUGACCGCUCCAGGGACCCGGCGGCACAUCUACGACACCAAGCUGGGGACAGACAAAUGUGACAAUUCCUCCAUGUCUCUGCAGAUGGGCUACACGCAGGGCGCCAACCAGAGUGGCCAGGUUUUUGGCCUGGGCCGGCAGAUAUAUGACCCCAAGUACUGUCCUCAAGGCCCGGCAGCCGAUGGGGCUCCAGCAGCUGCUGGUGACUGCCCAGGCCCUGGAGAGGCUCCAGAGUACCCCCCCUACUACCAGGAGGAGGCGGGCUACUGAAGUGCUUCUGCAAGCUCUUCCCCCCCCCCAUUGCCCCAUGUGGGUUUUGGGGUUUUUCCAUGUUUUUGUCUUGUUUUUCUACGUAGCUGAAUGCUAACAGCUGAGGGUCUUGGGGGAAGGGGGGAAGGCCUUGUCCAGUUGCAUAUGGGAUGGGGGUCAGGCUUUGGGCCAAACUGUGGGGCAGGGAGAAGAAACCCAGGUAGGGAGGGGUCCGGCCCCCAGUGGUUUCCGGUUGCUUCUUCCCCUCUUCUCUUUUCUCUGCUGAUCAGUUUGUGGUUUCUAUACCCAUACAAGUUUCAGGUAGUUUUAGUGAAAUGAAAAUACUUUUUUUUCAGGGGGGUGGGGGAGGUGUUAGGAAGGAAGUAGGUCCUCUGGGAGAAGGCCAGGCCAUAGUCCCAAAAUAUUUUAGGCCUUAUGAUGUACUAGAUUUCCCUAGGAUCCUUAGACCACCAACUCUAGCCCUCCCAGGUGCCCAGUGGGGACACUGAGGCCCAGAGAGGACAGUGGAGUUCUGAGUAACUGAGGCAAAGCCAGACCCCUCCCAAUACCUGAUUCCACCCCCCCACCAAGUACUGCACAGGGACCCCCACCUGGAGGCCCUCCCUGGGACCAGCCCCUGCCCCAGAGCUCUGGGAUCAAGAAAUAAUGUGAAAUACCGACUGUGGACCAAAGGAAAUAAAACCUCUUUUUAGGAAA